Messenger RNA from Gossypium raimondii (Peruvian cotton), 1480 nucleotides. RefSeq names its product heme-binding-like protein At3g10130, chloroplastic. Bases 208 to 1128 code for a protein of 306 amino acids. Lineage: Eukaryota; Viridiplantae; Streptophyta; Magnoliopsida; Malvales; Malvaceae. The record is from RefSeq and is a predicted model, not a curated record. The transcript has 8 exons.
CCGAAUAGAAAAGUUAAAAGAGAAAAAUCUAGUAUCUUGUUUUCAUGGGUCUAAUCCUUCCCGGGAAAACUCCAACCGUCGCAUUGUCAAAUUGUAUUAUUUAUAUAAUUUAUAUAUUUAUUCUUUCCGGCUGAAAUUUAAAUACAACAAUCUGUAACAGAUAAUUUCGACCUCCAAGAAAGCAUUUGCUUCCUUUCAAAGCCAUCGAUGGCAGCUCAAUCUCUUGCCAGAACCCUAAUUCUUUCUUCAACCCUAACCCCUAAUAUCAACCCACCAUCCUUCAACUGCCUCAAGUCUAUGGCCCCGACGGUGAGCACAACAACCACCUUAGCUCCGCCACAGAGACGAACCAUGUCUGCGUUCGAAGCUCGAAUCUCCCUUGUAUUCGCUCUCGCUUCUCAAGCUUCCUCUGUCUCUCAACGACGUAAAUUUUUGAUGGACUUGGCCUCAGAGACUGCAAAAUACGUGUUUCCGAAGAGGUUUGAGAGCCAGAACUUGGAGGAAGCGCUAAUGGCAGUCCCUGAUCUUGAGACGGUGAGGUUUAAGGUUUUGAAUAGGACAGACAAGUAUGAGAUAAGGGAAGUAGAGCCUUAUUUUAUAGCUGAGACAACAAUGCCAGGGAAGACUGGAUUUGAUUUUAAUGGUUCAUCCGAGUCUUUCAAUGUGUUAGCUGAGUACCUGUUUGGUAAGAAUACUAGUAAGGAGAAAAUGGAGAUGACUACCCCUGUUAUUACAAGUAGGACUAGAUCUGAUGGGGAGAGGAUGGAAAUGACAACACCUGUGAUAACGAAGAAGGUGGAAAAUCAAGAUAAGUGGCAGAUGUCUUUUGUCAUGCCAUCCAAGUAUGGCUCCACUCUGCCAUUACCUAAAGAUCCUUCUGUGAGGAUCAAGGAGGUGCCAAGGAAAGUAGUUGCAGUUGUUGCUUUCUCAGGUUUUGUCACUGAUGAAGAAGUUAAACGAAGGGAAUUGAGAUUAAGAGAUGCUCUGAAAAAUGACAGGGAGUUUCGAGUUAAAGAUGUUGCUUCAGUGGAAGUUUCACAGUUUUGGUUGCAGUACAAUCCACCAUUUAUGCUUCCAUUUACCCGCCGUAAUGAGAUAGCACUGGAACUAGAAAAGAAGGAAGAAUAGCUCUGGAUAAUGAAUUCUAGAACCCUCAGGUAUCUGCUUACUGAAUAUGCAAUGUUUUCCCUGUAAACUCAGUAACACACUUGUUUAAUAUUUGCCUGGCCAGGUGGUAUACGUGACCAAUCCAUCUAUAUGAUUGUACACAUUUGUUCAGUUAUCCUUCUGGAACUCAAUUAGACAUAACUACUGAUGUAUAUAGUAGUGGAAGACUAGCAAACUAAGUUGAUGGUUAGUGGUUUUACAAUGCAGAUUUUGUUUGGAUUUUGGUCAUCUCGAACUGUUGAUUCAUAUAUGUCACAGUACAUUGCAAUUUCUUUUCUAAAAACAAUGGAUCGGAAUGUCUUUAAAUGAAGAA